AAAGUGUCAUGCUGGGAAAAGGAAUGCAAGUGUUAAGAGGUUAACUCUUAACUGCUGCGAGCUUUGUUGUGUGUGGAACGGGGCCAGAUGAGGAUUAGUAUUCAUACUGCUUGCUGAGGGAAGAGUCACCAGUUUGGAAUACAAGUCAUUGUUCUUUGGUGUCUGCUUACGGUAGUCUUGAGGAAAUGAUGUGCACACAGAAGAUAGAAAUUAUGUUCUCCAUUCUAAAGACAGUCUUCUGGCUUGGCUUCUUUGUGUUUCAACCUAGUAGUAGUUCAGAUGUUGCCACAAUGGAAGUGACAGCCAAAGCUGGAGAUCUAGCCAUGCUCCCUUGCAGCCUCAAAAUACCUCCAGGCAAAUCCCUGAAGGACUACAAUGUCUAUUGGCAAAAACCUGUACCUAAGAACGGUAAUGAACUGGUAGUAAUCGGCUACCAUUAUGGCCAAGAAAGACCGGACUGGACAGAUCUCGUGUACCAGAACAGGACAACAAUGGAUCAGCGGAACUUUACACUUUGGAUUUCUCCAGUGAAAGUGUCAGAUCAAGGCCAAUAUAAAUGCCUCAUACUGAACCCUGAGAAGAAUUACGAAGCCCAUUUAAAGCUAUCUGUGGUGGCUGAUUUCAGCAAGCCAAGUAUAGAGGCUGUAUUCAAUCCUCCCUGUGCCCCAACUGUGCUCACAUUGAGCUGUUCUUCUCAAGGAGGAUAUCCACAACCUGAGAUGUCUGGCCUCAUCAAUAAUGAGUCAGUGAAGUGGGACCAUAGUUCCAUAUCAGAUAAUCAAACACAACUCUUUAAUAUAACUGGCAACUAUAACUGGCAGUGCAACAUGACUGGAGAGAUCUUCGUCCAGUGCUCAGUUGGGUAUCUGGGGUUCGAAGUGUCCAGCAGCUUGAGCUUGAGAACCCCGGAGUGUCCUCCUCCAGAACAACCUUCAUCGAAUGGGAUUGUCAUUGUUUCCAUUGUAAUCCUCACUUUCUUUGUAGUUAUGAUAGUUCUGACAAUAUUCCUUCGACACCGCACCUGCAGACAUCCGAGAUCCUCUCAGCAUAUCACCUCUCAUCAACCAGUGGCGACAAGUGAAAUGACAUCACAACAGCUCUCCAAUGGGGCAUCAGGAACAAGAUAUGCCCAACCGUGCAGGACUUGAGAGAUCAUCUCUUCUGUGCUGGGCACCAGCACUAGCUCCGCAGACUCAUUUGUUGACAGAAGCUGAAGAAGUUAAGCUCAGCUGGAUAUAAAAAGGGGAAAAUUCAUAAGAGGACUGCAGUGCUUUUAUAAAGGCUCACCUUAUGAGGCUGUAUGUGGAACAUGAAGAAAUGAUGAAGCUGGCAAUACCCGCAAUGGGAUACUGGGCUUUUCAAUCUGUAAGGACAGCUCCUGGAGCGCUCCAGUUAGUUCAAAGCCACAUUAAUCCUUGCUGAACUGGUCGUCAGUCUCAUUGUUACAAAGUCCUCAGUAAGGGUGUGUGUUUAAUGUAGUGAAGAUAUUUUCUCAUAAUACAUAGCCAUUCCAUGAAGUUGGCAACAGAAGACUAAAAGAUACCAGUAUGGGUCUAUUAUUGGAUAAGACAUAUCCAAAGGAAAAAGUACACUCACCUGCUAUGUAGGGAAAGAGUGGUUUCUCAUUUUGGAAACUCCUAGGCAGGUCCUUUAAAUGCAGCACAUUUUAUCCCUCUUGUGUCUAUCUUUCGUUAUCACCAAGAAAAGAGGAUAUAACUUAUAGCUUUAUUAAUCCUGUUGCUAUGGCCAUUCCAGAGGGACAAGUAUAAGGGUAGCAAAUAUGGUUUCCUCAUUGGCCACAUGAAUAUUUUUAAUAUUAAUUUGUAUUGCUGUAAUAAGCUUCAAUAGUAUGUAUAAGCUUUAAUGUAAUAUCAGGAUAUCAGUGAGCUUCCACACGUCAAACUCAGUUGACUCAUGCCCUCUUGGUUGAAGAGGAUACUUAUGACAGACAAUGGAAGGAGAAAAUGCUAAAUGACAAGCCAAGGCUUAUGAAGAUUGGGCGGGCAAGUGGGCAGAGGAGCUAGAUGGCACAGCAGUGGAGAUAAGCUGAAGAAAUAAAAGAGAGGGCUUUAAAUUGUUCAAGAGAUAUUGAGUAAUUUGAACUUUUAACUCCCUGUAGAUGUUCACUAAACAUACAAGAGUUUAGGCCGCAAAUCCUCACAACCUUGUCCAUCUAGAAUUACAAAUGGGUUUGGAGUGGGAAUAUGAUUUUUCCACAAGUACUUAAACCAGUUUCAUUGGUGCUCCAAUGUUGAUAUUCUCCUCUCCAUUAAACUUUUAUGAGUUCUUAUGAA
Molecule: messenger RNA, 2294 nt
Organism: Hemicordylus capensis (graceful crag lizard)
Lineage: Eukaryota; Metazoa; Chordata; Lepidosauria; Squamata; Cordylidae
Product: T-lymphocyte activation antigen CD80-like
Exons: 8
Coding region: 186-1148 (320 amino acids)
Biological process (GO): negative regulation of T cell proliferation; cell surface receptor signaling pathway; immune response
Cellular component (GO): external side of plasma membrane
Source: RefSeq, a predicted model, not a curated record